Phlebotomus papatasi is the source of this 1413-nucleotide messenger RNA. RefSeq names its product 1-acyl-sn-glycerol-3-phosphate acyltransferase beta-like. Gene Ontology annotation, cellular component: endoplasmic reticulum. Bases 391 to 1314 code for a protein of 307 amino acids. The record is from RefSeq and is a predicted model, not a curated record. Gene Ontology annotation, molecular function: 1-acylglycerol-3-phosphate O-acyltransferase activity. NCBI's taxonomy places the organism in Eukaryota, Metazoa, Arthropoda, Insecta, Diptera, Psychodidae. The transcript has 6 exons. Gene Ontology annotation, biological process: phosphatidic acid biosynthetic process.
CAGAUCUAGUAAAUAAUUAAAAGUCGAAAAAUGUUUCCAAACACAGAUUUCUUAGGUUAUGUAGUGAAUUUUUCACACCGAAGCGAAGAACGGCGAGAUUUAAAAACUUUUUAGGACUUUCCAAAUUGGAAACUGGAAACCAGACUGGAAAUUAGUUGGAAAACGGGGAAAGCUAAUAUACAUAGCAGGCAGAGCAUUUUUCAAAAGCUGACUAAAGGUCUUAGUACAAAAGUAAUAUAGAGUGGGGAUAACAACUUUUUCUAAUCACCACGGCUCGUGUGAUAAGAGUGUUGAAUGGAAUAUGUACAUGAUUAAAAUACUCUCUACUUAUAUUUAGUAUCGCAUUGACUUUGGAAUUGGUAUAAAUAAAUUGUGAAACUCUCUGGAAAAAUGUCGAUAUAUUCCAUCAUUUCCUGUGCUAAAUGUCUGCUAGAAUGGAUAAUUCGUGGAUAUUUGUGGACUCUGGCAAUUUCUUUGGGAAUAUUUAUUAUUCUAGCUAUAGUAGCUAAUCUCGGUGGUCAAAGAAGCAAGUACAGAUUUCUUGCCAAAUUUGCCAUGAUAUAUUUUGCAACAAUAAUGGGGACUACUCUGCUCACCCCAGUUUUUCUUCUUCGUCCACGAAAUGUAAUUAACUGCAAAAUUGUUGGAUGGUUCAUAAGAAAGUGUUCAUUUUUGCUGGAAAUAACCUGGGAAGUUCGUGGAGCUGGUCGUUUGCAAGAUAAAGUUGGCGGUCUUAUUUGUGCUAAUCAUCAGUCAUCAAUUGAUAUUUUAGCAAUGUUCAAUCUUUGGGAACUGAUGGAUCGGGUUACAGGAAUUGCUAAGAAGGAAAUGCUGUAUGUUAUUCCAUUCGGACCAGCUGCUUGGCUAGCUGGAUUACCUUAUAUUGAUAGACAAUCCCCAAAAUCUGGAUACCAAACACUAGACAAAUGUGCUAGAUUAAUGAAAGAACAAGAUAUUAAAAUGUUCAUCUAUCCUGAGGGAACGAGAAACAGCAAUCGUGGACUAUUACCGUUUAAGAGAGGCGCAUUUAAAACUGCAAUUAACGCGAAAGUGCCUAUAACACCUCUAAUUAUGUCACCGUACUACUUUAUAGAUUCUAAGAAGUACAUUUUUGAUAAGGGACAUGUUAUUAUAUCCGUCCUGGAUUCAAUUGAUACUGUUGACCUCAAAGAAGCAGAUACCGAUACCCUUAUGACCAACUGCCGUAAUCUUAUGCUGGAGGAGUAUGAGAAAUUAGCUCGAGAAGUAGACAAAAAUGCUGCUGAUCCAACUUGGAGCAAUAAAAAUCGACCGAGAAUUGUUUUCAAGGAUUAAUGCGACAGCUUUGUAAUUUUCAUAAUUGUAAUAAUUCUAAAAUUAACGGAAUUACGGAGUAAUUUAAGUAAAUUAUUUGCAUUGAUUGUGGCAUGGCAU